AUGAGCGGGUCGCAUCUUGGAAACAGAGUUUGUGGGGGGAAAAAUGGAACUCUUUCGCCCCAGCUUCGCCGGAUUGCUGAAGAGGAACUGGGGGAGACGGACUCGAGACGGACGGAGGCCUUGGCUGAACUCAUUCAGCUCCUCGAAGAUGAGCCCGAACUAAAUGCGAGGAAAGACCCUGACUUCCUCGUCCGCUUCAUCCGCGUGCGCAAGUACAACGUAGAGGCCGCACUGAAGACCCUGAGGAACUACUACAAGAACCGAUCAGCCUGCCCUUCCAUCUACGAGAACUUCGUGCCAUCGAUUAUCAAAGACCCCGCUAGGAGUCUGUUCAUGGUGCUCCCUGAUAAAGACGCUCACGGACGACUCACGUUAGUGGCAACAAUGGGUCGAUGGAUGCCGAACACCCUGCCAUACCACGAGCUUCAACAGACGUUCAUGAUAUGCGCCGAGUACAUGGCAGCAGACCCUUCUUCCCAGACGGCCGGCAUCUCCCUAAUUGUGGACUACAACGAGUUCACCGCGGACAAGGUGUUCUCCUGCCGGGUCGGGCUCAUGAGGCGGGCCGUGGAGUUCUUGCAAGACUGCCUGCCGGCGCGAAUGAAAGGUAUUCACGUCGUGAGGCAGUCGUACGCUUUCGACCUACUCUUCGCACUUGUCCGACCAUUCAUGAAAAAGAAACUUGUUGACAGGAUUCAUUUUCACGGAAUCAACUUCGAUGCUCUUCACGAAGAGGUGCCCGCCAGCAUUUUGCCCGAGGAGUACGGAGGUCAUGGACCUCCGCUGGAUUUUGAGGGCUUCUGGAAACGCGUAGAUAAAGAGGAGCCUUCGUACGUGGAAAACAAUCGUUACGGCUACCACGGGAAAACCCAGUUGGCCAUGUUGGAGGACAACGAGGAAGUUGAGAUCACUGCGCUCUAG
Molecule: messenger RNA, 921 nt
Organism: Ixodes scapularis (black-legged tick)
Lineage: Eukaryota; Metazoa; Arthropoda; Arachnida; Ixodida; Ixodidae
Product: alpha-tocopherol transfer protein-like
Exons: 5
Coding region: 1-921 (306 amino acids)
Cellular component (GO): membrane
Molecular function (GO): phosphatidylinositol bisphosphate binding
Source: RefSeq, a predicted model, not a curated record